UCUCUCUCUCUCUCUCUUGCAUAUACAAUAAUACAAAUACAAAAUCACAGCUAUAUAACUUUUCUUUCACCUUACUAGUUUCUUAUCAUUUUUCUCACCUAUAAAAACCCCUUAUAGCCUAAUUGUUACGCCUCACUAUCAUCUCUUAAGUUUUCCCAUUUUUGUUUAUUUUUAUUAUUCAGUUUUGCAAGAGAACCUUAUCUCUCAAGCUUCUAACCCCUUCUCAGAGAGAGAGAGAGAGACUUGGUUUUAAAGGGUAAAGUUAUGUGCUCUUUCUCUUCAAAACAAACCCCUUAUGGUGCUCUCUUUUUGACACUUCCACGUCCAUGGCCAUCCAAGAGACACCACAAGCACCUUCAGUUGGGGUUGCUCAACAGAAAGAGAGCACAAUUGAAAGAAGCAAGACAAAGGAAAAGGAUGAUUGUGGUGAAAGCAGAGAUUGAGAUGAAAAACUUGAAAUUGUACAUGGAGAACCAAAGCAUCAUAGAGGAGAAUGAGAAGUUGAGGAAACAAGCCAUGCUUCUGCACAAGGAGAAUCAGGCCCUCUUAUCUCAGCUCCAAAAGAAGCUUUCACAACAAAACAACAAUAACUAGCUAUUAGCUGAUAUAUACAGUUUAUUCAGUGUGGCCAAGAGUAGGAAAAAUUUAAGGGUCUGUGUCAUUGAUCCUUUUUCUGAUAUAUGUUAGCCUUGAAUCUUAACUCUCUCUCUCUUUUCUCUUAUUUUCUUCUUAGUUCGAGGUUAAAUUAAUUAAUUUUCUAGCAAUAAGUUUAGAGCCGUAAAAUAAAGAUAAAUAGGUAAUAUGCCAAGUGUAACCAUUACAUGGAAUAUGGAUUAGUGCAAUGCUGUGUUAGUUCAAAUUUGUCACUUCCUGUUAGUUUCUCUGAUGGUAUGUUUUGAGAAGGCAACACUGAAUAGUUAAUCA
Molecule: messenger RNA, 924 nt
Organism: Gastrolobium bilobum
Lineage: Eukaryota; Viridiplantae; Streptophyta; Magnoliopsida; Fabales; Fabaceae
Product: protein LITTLE ZIPPER 2-like
Exons: 2
Coding region: 265-594 (109 amino acids)
Source: RefSeq, a predicted model, not a curated record